This is a messenger RNA of Heterocephalus glaber (naked mole-rat), 4288 nucleotides long. RefSeq names its product small glutamine rich tetratricopeptide repeat co-chaperone beta (gene Sgtb). The record is from RefSeq and is a predicted model, not a curated record. Gene Ontology annotation, molecular function: protein binding; molecular adaptor activity. NCBI's taxonomy places the organism in Eukaryota, Metazoa, Chordata, Mammalia, Rodentia, Bathyergidae. Gene Ontology annotation, cellular component: membrane; TRC complex. Gene Ontology annotation, biological process: post-translational protein targeting to endoplasmic reticulum membrane.
ACCGCCCCAGGGGCGGACCCGGCGAGACCCAGCUGCCCAGAGCCUAGCGUGCAGCCUGGUGGGCUGAGGGGGCGGCGGUGUGGGAGCCGGUGAAGUUUAGGCGACCGCGGCCAAUGCUGAGAUCUCGAUCCUGGUUCGACACUUGAGGUCGAGGAGCCGAGCGGACUGGUUUACGGACGCCCCCGGGCCCGCAGCUGUCGUCUUGCGUUCUCUUUUCUGUGUUUAAGCUUGUAAAAUGUCAACUAUCAAGCACCUAGUUUACGCAGUUAUUCGUUUCUUGCGGGAACAAAGUCAGAUGGAUGCUUAUACUUCUGAUGAACAAGAAAGUUUGGAAGUUGCAAUUCAGUGCCUGGAGACGGUUUUUAAGAUCAGCCUAGAAGAUACACAUCUAGCGGUUUCACAGCCUUUGACAGAAAUGUUCACAAAUUCCUUUUGUAAGAAUGACAUUCUGCCCCUUGAAAACUUAGUGCCUGAAGAUGUGGGAAAAGCUGACCAAUUAAAAGAUGAAGGUAAUAACCACAUGAAAGAAGAAAAUUAUGUUGCUGCGGUGGAUUGUUACACACAAGCGAUAGAACUGGAUCCCAAUAACGCAGUUUAUUAUUGCAACAGGGCUGCUGCACAAAGCAAAUUAAGUCACUACACAGAUGCAAUAAAGGAUUGUGAAAAAGCAAUAGCAAUUGAUUCAAAGUACAGCAAGGCCUAUGGGAGGAUGGGGCUGGCCCUUACUGCCAUGAAUAAAUUUGAAGAAGCAGUUAGAAGUUAUCAAAAGGCAUUAGAUCUUGACCCUGAAAAUGAUUCCUAUAAAUCAAAUCUGAAAAUAGCAGAACAGAAGUUAAGAGAGGUAUCUAGUCCUACAGGAACUGGACUGAGCUUUGACAUGGCUAGCUUGAUAAAUAAUCCAGCUUUCAUUAGUAUGGCAGCAAGUUUAAUGCAGAACCCUCAAGUUCAACAGCUCAUGUCAGGAAUGAUGACAAAUGCCAUUGGGGGACCUGCUGCUGGAGUUGGGGGCCUAACUGACCUAUCUAGUCUCAUCCAAGCGGGACAGCAGUUUGCUCAGCAGAUACAACAACAGAAUCCUGAACUUAUAGAGCAACUGAGAAAUCACAUCCGGAGCAGAUCAUUCAGCAGCAGCACUGAAGAACAUUCCUGACUUGAUCAGGGACUCUAGCCCAGAAUGAAAGUGGUUUAUGGCUAUUAAGUAUUCAGUGUAGGUAGUAGCCAAAACCAAAACAACAACAAAAAGCACCAAAAUAAUGGAGGAAAACCUCUUGUGUGUAUUCUUAAAGAGCAAAUCUGUUUAGGCAAUAGGUUUAUCACAAAGAGACUGGAACAUGACUCCUUGGAAAUGAAUGCUCACUAGCCUUGUUAAGUGCCAGUACAGCACUUUGCAAGGUUCCAUCCAUUUCCAAUCUUUUAUCAUAUUUGUACAUUAGACUUAAUAGCAGAGUACCUUUAUUGUAGUACUGUUCAUUGGUGAGUUCUUUAGCUCCAAGUUACCUUAAGAAAAGUUUUUUUGAGAAGAGAGAUAACGGCAAAGGUUUGCCAUACUGGUUUAGAAGAUAUACUGGGCAGCAUAUCAGGAGAGAAGAAACCUUAGGUUUGAUAAGUGCUCUCAGUAAUGAAUAUGUAUCAUAGGUGCCAGUACUAUCUUUAAUGCUCCUUCUUCUGAUGAGUGACAGGGAAUCUUAAGGGCUGAUGAAAAGUAGCAUUUGGUGCAAUGGAUAUUUUGAGAAGAGAAAAAAUAGAUAAUGUGAAUGUAUAGGAAGUAAAGGUAAGAUGCUCAGGUUUUUUGCACAGUUCUUAAGUAAUAUUGUCUGUAGUUUAAUACUAAUAAUAUUAGCAUGGCCAAUUAUGCUAAAUACAUAAUAAAAUACAUUUAGAAGUCCUUAAUGGUACUGGUUAGGUCAGUGAUAUAACUGUAUAACUUAAUUAUCACAAUUUCUCUGGUUGUGAAUUUACCUUAGAAACUACCAGAUAUACCUAAUUAGCACACAAAACCAAUGGCUUGACCCUAAGUUAAGGAUAUUCUAAGUGGAAUUUAAUUAUGUGCCCAUAAAAAUUGAUUUAAAAAAAUAAUUAUUUAAUGGGUAACAAAAACAUCACUAACAUAGUUUGUCCAUAUAAUCCUCUGCUAUAAUUUAGCUCAGUGUAUCAGUUUUAGGCGUAACCUUAAUUUGAUGCAAUUUUUUUUUUGUCUGGGGGGGUACUGGGGAUAGAACUCAGGACCUUGUGCUUGCAAGGCAGGCACAGCACCACAGAGAUAAAUUCCCAGCCCAAUUAGAUGCAAUUUAAAUACCAGAUUUAAAAGAUUUUAUUAUGAAUUAGAUGCCACAUUGGUUACUGGAGGGAAAUGGCGUUAGGUACUAAUGGCAUCGCUCUGAAAAAAAUGAUGAAUGAGAUAUUUCUAAUUCCAAAUGGAACUUCUAGUUUAUCAUGAAAUCACUGAGCUAUAUCCUCAGGCUUUUUACUUUGAUAUAAGGUCUUUCUAAAAUUGCCCAGGCUGGCCUUGAACUUGUGAUCCUCCUGCCUCAGCUUCCUGAAUAUUUGGAAUUUUAGGUGUGUAACACAAUUUUCAUAGAAAUGAUUUUAAGGACCACACAUUGUGGUUCUGAUGUAGGUCCAAGGGCUUAAAUUUAUUUGUUUCAGGCUGGCCUAAAAUUUGUGGCAAUCCUGCCUCAGUCUUCCAAGCGCUACAAUUAUAGGCAUGUGCCACCACACCUGGCAAGAGCUUAAAAUUUAGAGCAACACUAGGAUAGAGGUUUCUCCCCAAGCUAGACCAGCAAAUGCAUAAGCACCUGGGCUCAGGCUAAAAUGAAGACCUGUAUUAGCAUAUGGUUCUGGCUAGAGAAGAGCAGGACUUAAACCUGAAGCCUUCUGAAAUUAAAUCUCCUAUAGACUAUCUAAACCAUCUUAAUUUAUAUGAACUUACACUCAGCUCUUAAGUGCUUAAGUAUUACACAAAAUAAAGUACUGAUCACAUAAAAGUACUGUGAUAAAAGCAAAGUUGGUCCUUAAUUAAGAAUUUAUAAUUAUUCUUACCUAGUGAAAAUUAGCAUUUCUAGCACAAUUAUUUUAGACUCAUUAAAAAUGCUUCAGAGAGGGCCAGGGAUGUAGCUCAGCAGCACAACACCAGGCACAAAGUCCUGAGUUUGAUUCCCAUACCAAAAAAAAAAAAAGCUUCAGAGCUGGGUAAAUGCCUGCCACUCUGAUGAUAAGGAUGAUAAAUUCAAGCCAAGCCUGGGAAAUUUAGUGACUUAGUAAAACCCGUCUCAAAAUAAAAAACGGGCUGCAGAUAUAAUUCAGUAGGCCCUAGGUUCAGGCCCCACUCCAUUACCCCCCACCUCACACCAAACUUGCAGAUCAGUAAAACUGAUAAGCUUCUAGUUGACUAACUAGGAAAACAGAAAAUACAAAUUAACCUGGAGAUAUAAACCUUAGUGAUAAUGUGCUUGCCUAGCAUUUAUGAAACCCAGGGUUUGAUCCCUAAUAUCAUUAAAAAAAAGUAACAAACAGAUAUACUACAGAUCUGUAGACAUUAAAAGCGUAAUUAGAAACACUACUACUAACUCUAGAUCUAUAUAUUCAACAACUUAGAUGAAACAGGCCAAUACUUUGUAGAAUACAAAUAACCAAAGUUCACUGAAGACAGAUAUCUAAACAGGCCUAUAUUAUAUUGAGAAAAUUGAAUUUAUAGUUAACAGCCAUCCAGAAAAAUAGAAAACUGCAAGCCCAGAUGACUUCAAUGAUGAAAUCUACCAAAUACUUAGGGAAGAAAUACCAGUUCUGUACAAUCUCUUCCAGAACACAGAGGAGGGAAACAUUUUCCAACUCAAUUUUAUUUGGCCAGUUGUACCAGAUAACAAAAUCAGACAUCUUAAGAAAAAGCAGUUCUUUAAAACAUUGUCUUUAUCUGUUACUAUCUUUAGAGUUAGCUAUUGUUUUUACAUGAAAUAAUGGUAACUGGUAUAUUUCUUCCCUUUCACUUUUCCAGUUUGUUUCUUUGGGGAUAUACCAACACUGAUAAAUUCAAUUAAGAUACCACCUCUCCAUUUACAUAGAUUUCCAUUCUAUUCAAGCCAUUUUUGUUCCUCAGGUCCCUUUAUCACUUUGGAUGAAAAGAUCAUUGCAUUGCAUUGCAAGCUAUUUCAUGAAUGUCUUGAUUGGUCUGAUUGUAUUAGCCACUCUUAAAAUUAUAAAGAAUGCCCCCAAUAUUAUUCUUCCCUGUGUGGAAAAUAUAGUUGCUAUCAAAGAGAAACAAGAAUGCAUUAAAGUAAACUACUUCUAAUUA